Messenger RNA from Bactrocera oleae (olive fruit fly), 871 nucleotides. NCBI's taxonomy places the organism in Eukaryota, Metazoa, Arthropoda, Insecta, Diptera, Tephritidae. The record is from RefSeq and is a predicted model, not a curated record.
GAAUUAUGAAAGUUGCCUUUAAUCUUCCCAUUCACUCAUUUUCAUGAAAGCAUUUCGAAUAAAUAAAUUAUAAGACAUAUGUCAUGCAAAAUUUCGGGGCUAAACAAUUUUAAAUAAUGCUCUUUGUAUUGAAUAAAACCUCAAACCUCCAAUUCACAUACAAACUUACAUACCAGGUUGCAGAAUUAGCGAGAAUAACGAGAGCAUUUCUCACCUCUGCGAGUAUUCGCGGCACUUACUUCCGCAUAUACAUACCUAUAUAUAUCGCCAUGAUGUUAACUGGCGAUAAAUAUUUGCAUGCCAUUAAUAACAAACAGCAUAUCCGACAUAUCCGCAAUGUUCUAAACCAGCAACCAAAUGGGAAGAAUGAGCAAAAUUUAAUCGAAUAACACUUUCCAAAGGCAAUUGAAGGCAAAUAUGAGACGAAUUAUACUGAACGCUUGGAGUCUGUUUCUUUUAUUAAACGUUCUUAAUGCCAAAUUAUCAAUUUACGUUGCUGUCGCAACUCCACCUCCCGAGAGUCAAACCAUUAAACAGAUACACAACAGAUCAGAACAAAUAGACAUGGUAAAAUUUUUUACUAUGGAACAGCAAAUAAAUUUUGACAGAUUGGAAGCUCUUCAUACUGCUCAAAACAAUGUACGAGCUAAGCGAAAUGAUGUUGCACACAACAAAAGCACUUCUACGAAAAUUAGAAAAGAUCAGUCAAAACGGCGUCGUAAGACCUUUUUUGUGCCGGUUAUAUGUGGCUAAUGUUUUAAUGGGUUUAUUUGUAGUUUAAUCGAAAGCUAAGGUUUAUUUAAUGGAAUUCGGCAGCAGUAAACGAUCUGUUUAAAUUCUCAAAAAUGUCUGUAAUUAAAAUAAUAAAAAU